GCUGGCGACCGCUACUCCGGCAGGUUUCCUCGUUUUCUUCGUGACGCCUGAGCGUGGCAGUUAUGCCUUGGCUACUCUCUGCAACUAGGCUUGUUCCCGCGGUAGCAAGCGUCCGCAGCCUCUCAGGAUGCUUGUCAUGUUCACGGCGAAGAUACUCCCUGCAGCCCAUCCCAGAGAGGAGGAUACCAAACCGAUACUUAGGCCAGCCCAGCCCCUUUACACACCCACACCUCCUCAGACCAGGGGAGGUGACGCCAGGACUAUCCCAGGUGGAAUAUGCCCUUCGCAGACACAAACUAAUGUCUCUGAUCCACAAGGAAGCACAAGAGCAGAGCGGCACAGACCACACAGUGGUAAUGCUCUCCAACCCUACGUACUACAUGAGCAACGACAUCCCCUAUACUUUCCACCAAGACAACAAUUUCCUGUACCUGUGUGGAUUCCAAGAGCCUGAUAGCAUUCUGGUCCUUCAGAGCCUCCCUGGCGAGCAGUUACCAGCACACAAGGCCAUGCUUUUUGUGCCUCGGAGAGACCCCAGUCGAGAACUUUGGGAUGGCCCUCGAUCUGGCACCGAUGGAGCAAUAGCUCUAACUGGAGUGGAUGAGGCCUAUACACUGGAGGAAUUUCAACAUCUUGUACCAAAGCUGAAAGCUGAGACACAUACACUGUGGUAUGACUGGAUGAGGCCUGCUCACAAACAACUCCACUGUGACUACAUGCAGCAGCUGGCAGAGGUCAAAGCCAGGAGCAAGAACAAGGUUCGGGCUGUGCAGCAGCUGGUACAGCGCCUCAGGCUGAUCAAAUCUCCUGCAGAAAUUGAACGGAUGCAGGUUGCUGGGAAGCUGACAUCACAGGCUUUUAUAGAGACCAUGUUUGCCAGUAAAGCCCCUGUGGAAGAAGGCUUUCUUUAUGCUAAGUUUGAGUUUGAAUGCCGGGCCCGUGGUGCAGACAUCUUAGCUUACCCACCUGUGGUUGCUGGAGGUAACCGGUCAAACACUUUGCACUAUGUGAAGAACAAUCAGCUCAUCAAGGAUGGGGAGAUGGUGCUGCUGGAUGGAGGCUGUGAGUCUUCCUGCUACGUGAGUGACAUCACUCGUACCUGGCCUAUCAAUGGCAGGUUCACGGCACCUCAAGCAGAGCUCUAUGAAGCUGUUCUCGAAGUCCAGAGAGAUUGUCUGACCCUCUGUUGCCCUGGAACCAGCUUGGAGAAUGUCUACAGCAUGAUGCUGACAUUGAUAAGCCAGAAGCUAAAGGAGUUGGGGAUCACGAAGAACAUUAAGGAGAAGAAUCCCUUCAAGGCUGCUCGAAAAUACUGCCCCCAUCAUGUUGGCCAUUACCUGGGGAUGGAUGUCCACGACACUCCAGACAUGCCCCGCUCCCUCCCUCUCCAGCCCGGUAUGGUAAUCACCGUGGAGCCAGGAAUUUAUAUUCCGGAGGAUGACCAAGAUGCCCCCGAGAGGUUCCGUGGUCUUGGUGUACGAAUUGAGGAUGAUGUGGUGGUGACUGAGGCAUCCCCGCUCAUCCUUUCUGCAGAUUGUCCCAAAGAGAUGAAGGACAUCGAACAGAUAUGCAGUAGGGCCUCUUGACCCUCACGGCAGCCCGCGUGGGUCUCAGGUGCAGGAGGGGUAGACGCAGGCAUCUGUGCGUGUGUGCUUUCCAGGGGUCUCUUUGUGGACACUUGUUCAUGUGUUCCAUUGGGGAGUGCUGCAGCUGUGUGAGUCUGUGUGAUUGUGUGUGUUGUCUUUUGUGUUCUGUGGCUAGAAAUUUGGAAUAAUUGCAUUUUUGGACUGUAUGUUACUGCAACUUUAUUAACAUUAAUUCUGUAGAAAUAAUGACCGAGACAAGGUUAAUGUUAAGAUAUAAGGAAAGAUGUUGGUUACAUAUGUUCAUGCAUUCCAGUUGGCACUUGUGGAAAAUUCUCUCCUCUCCAGGUCCUUUCUCUUCUGCACUUUUCCUGAGAUCUACCUAAUAUCAUAAAAUUUUUGUGUAAUGCUUGUACUUCGAGCUAAUCACCAGAGUCUGCCUACAUUGAAAGCCACCUGUCAGUGAUUGUGGGUGGCCAGGAUGUACCUUCCAUAAUACCUGCCUUACCUGUUCAGGAGCCCACGUGAGCCCUCGGGGCACUGGUGUUCUCCAGCCCCAUCACUGAGCCACAGUCCAGAGUCUAGCAACACUAGCUAUCGAACAGAACAUUUUUGAGCUUUUCUUACUAUUUGGUUGCCUGGGACCUGGAAGGCGUUUAGAGUCUUGAUAAGGAAAUGGAAGAGAAAGAAAAGUAUGUAUGUGUCUGCUCUAGAUCCAGACCGCCAUCUGUCUGUUGUCAAUCUAAAGAGCACUCCUUUCCCAGAUAUCCUUGCUGUCUGCAUAGACUCUUACCACACCAAUCCUCAGAGCACAGCCUUGAAGCUGCCUCUCUGGCCAAGGGCAGAUCCUCUGCUCACCCUGUUAAGAGUCAGGGGAACAGCACCCAGUUAUCAUUCUGUGAUUUCCUCUAGCGCUGAUAAAAGCAAACCAUGGAACCCAGCCAGUAGCUGUAAAUACCCUCUGAUCCUUUCCUUCCUUGGACGUUAGCACUGGACGGGCAAUGGGAAAGGCUAGCAUUUCCCUCCAUACAGCAUUGAAUGCAGUUAUGUUAAACUCAGUUUGCAGAGUGAAUGGGGCUAGACCCUUGCAGAUGGUUUAUUUGGGAGUUUCAGUCAUAGGGGGCUGCUUUAGGAAAUAGUGUAUUCACCUCCUUUAAACUUGAAUAUGAACCCAAGAUGUAUAAAACAUGCUGUUAGAACAUAAAUUUAAGAAAAUAAUUGCUUUAGGGAAGAACAGGCUAGGAGAGGAGCAUUGUUGCCUCUCCCACAUACUUUUAUGGCUGUGAAAGUAUUCGGGAGUCGCUAUUUUUCCCUGUGAUAAAGAAACUGUGACUAUGUUUCUUUAAUUUGAAACACAGCAAUUAAGAAGUAGAAUAAUAACUCUCCUGUUCGCAUAGUUGUACCCAAGUUAGGAAGGUACCUCUCAUGGUGACUUAAAGCUGUCUUUGUGUGUCUUCUUUCAAAAUAUUGUUAUCUUUUCAUUAACUUUCGUAUGGUCAGAAAAGGAAAACUCCUACUAUAGAUAUUAUAUAUUAAUUGGGUUUAAAAGCCAUAAAGUAAGUUAAACCUCCAGAUGAAGACACUGUAUCUCAUUAAAAUUUUAAAAAUGGGCUUUGUUACAUAUUUUAAGACAUACAUAACCAACAUCCUCCUUAACUUUCUUAAUAAUAGAAAGACUGCAGACAUGAUGCGUGCGUGCUGCCUCUCCUGUCCUGUGUCCAUGUCAGAUCACAGACACAGCACAGCGGCUUUUCACCAGCCCAGCUGUGCCUUCAGAGUCCUUCCAGUAACUGCUGUCAAUAAAACGAGUUGGGCUUUGAGUUAGCCUCUGUUUACCAUCCCUCAGCUGGCAUAUGAUCAGCGAUCAUGUAACUUAUUUUUGUAUGUAUGUUAGAAAGUACAUGAGGGCUGGGGUGGCAGCAUAAAGGACAUCUCUUGGAAGAGAUUUUUAUGGUGUGGUUCUAUUUUUUAUUUUUUUUUAGUUUCCUGAAGUGGGAUCUGUAUCCCAGAAUGUAAGCUGAUAAGGGUGUGUUUUAAGCCUGAACAAAUAUACUUCAAGCUGAAGUGCUUAAUAAUUCUAAUAUGAGAACGUGACUGUAUCAUUAAGCCCUAGUGGUAGAGCAGAAUUCCACUAUCACAAAGCAUAUGGGUCUUCCUGGCUGCUCUCACCUCUGCCUGUGUGUCCCUGAGAACUCGGGGUGAGCAUCAGUAUUAUUCAGGUCAGGGGUCUCCACUGAAACCCAAGCCUUUGGGGGUUUGCUUCAUGAGGAGCUGAGGGAACUGCAGUCUUUGUGAGCAUUUCUUAAUGCUUUGUUUGACUUUUGUGCAAUUAUAUAAGUUCAAUUUGGACAAAAUGCUGUUACUUUUUAAGGCGCUAUUGACUGAAAAUACAUUAUUCCCCAACAAGGGAAGAGCAUUUGUUACUGU
Messenger RNA from Budorcas taxicolor (takin), 4010 nucleotides. RefSeq names its product X-prolyl aminopeptidase 3 (gene XPNPEP3). Gene Ontology annotation, molecular function: metalloaminopeptidase activity; manganese ion binding. The transcript has 10 exons. Bases 63 to 1586 code for a protein of 507 amino acids. The record is from RefSeq and is a predicted model, not a curated record. Lineage: Eukaryota; Metazoa; Chordata; Mammalia; Artiodactyla; Bovidae. Gene Ontology annotation, cellular component: mitochondrion.